Molecule: messenger RNA, 1077 nt
Organism: Taeniopygia guttata (zebra finch)
Lineage: Eukaryota; Metazoa; Chordata; Aves; Passeriformes; Estrildidae
Product: dosage compensation-related protein DPY30-like
Source: RefSeq, marked provisional
CGCGACGGCGGCCGCGGUUGUGGCCGAGCGGCUCCAGGUGUGACGCGGAUCCCGGUGUCCCGCCCAUCCCGGACCGACCGGCGGUGAGAGCCCUGCGGCGGGGCUGCUUCUUCCCCCGCGGGGUGCCCGGGGGCGGUGCCCGCGCGUGGCCCGCGGUGGCGGCGCGACCCCAGCCCGGCCCUGCCCGCGGGGGCUCUCUGGGCGCUGUGGCGGGCACGGCCGGGAGGGAAGGAGGGAAGUUAAGGGAUGUCUCCGGCUUCCCGCGGGGAUGAGGGCUGUGUUUUCUAAUCCCAGUACUGCUCUCUUCAGCGGACGUAACACAAAACUUAAAGACGCUUCUCGGUUCUGCGUGCGGGAGAAACCAGUUCAAGUUUGGCGCGGGGGGGAGCACGGAGCAACUCCCUCUGCUUUCGAGUAAUUGUGCCUUGGUAACCAUUAGUAAUCAAGUGAUGCAAUAUCACUUAGUUCACAUGGGCUUCAUCUCAGCUUACUGACCAGUUUUUUUAUUGCUUUCCAAGAUCUUCUUGGACGUCCAUCAAAUUUCACAUUUCGAAUUAUGGAGGGAGAACAGAUUAUGGAGGGACAGCCACAGGUUCUGGAAAAUCCUCAUUCUGAAUAUGGCCUCACUGAAAAUGUAGAGAGGAUAGUAGAAAAUGAGAAACUAAAUGCCGAGAAAACAUCAAAGCAGAAGGUGGAUCUUCAGUCAUUACCCACACGUGCCUACUUGGACCAGACAGUUGUACCUAUCUUGCUACAGGGACUUGCUGUUCUUGCAAAAGAGAGACCACCCAAUCCCAUUGAAUUUCUAGCAGCAUAUCUUUUAAAAAACAAGUCACAAUUUGAGGACCGAAAUUAACUCCAUAAAAAUGAGGACAGUUUGGCUGCUAGACUUGAAAUGCUUAUUUGCUGCAAUUUGUUUUCUGCUGUAAAAAUCCUUUAGCCAUGUUGUUGUCUUUCUUAACUGCACAAUUUGCUUUAUAUUUUGAGUUUAUUUAAUAAAGAACACAUUACAUUUAAUUGUUCUCUUGUUUUAAACUAGCUAUUAAGAGAUUUUCAAAAUAAAGUACUGAAACUGCA